Messenger RNA from Colletotrichum karsti, 360 nucleotides. RefSeq names its product duf1337 domain-containing protein. The coding region runs from base 1 to 360 and encodes 119 amino acids. The transcript has 2 exons. The record is from RefSeq and is a predicted model, not a curated record. Gene Ontology annotation, biological process: double-strand break repair via homologous recombination; meiotic joint molecule formation; meiotic DNA recombinase assembly involved in reciprocal meiotic recombination. Gene Ontology annotation, cellular component: Swi5-Swi2 complex; Swi5-Sfr1 complex. Lineage: Eukaryota; Fungi; Ascomycota; Sordariomycetes; Glomerellales; Glomerellaceae.
AUGGCUUCCCCGACCAAAUCACCAGCGAAGGAGCACUCCAAGAAGCCUGCGGACGAGACAAAUCCUCCUAUCAAUAAUAAAUCACGGUCUGGCGAUGCCGAGGGCGGUACCGCGGCCGUGGGUCAGGCAGCCGGAGACGCGUCUUCCCAAGACAAGGACGCCGUCGCUGACGCCGCGAAGAAAGACAAGGAGUUCGAGGAGGCCUCGGCCGUGGUGGCGAGGCACGUCAGGCUGCUGCGGGAGUACAACGAGAUGAAGGACGUGGGACAGCAGUUGAUGGGCUUGGUCGCGGAGAAUCGAGGCGUUACGGUGGGUAGUCUGUAUGAGACGGGGGAGUUUGGGGUCGGGCCUAAGGAUUGA